AUGGCGAAAAUCACGGUCCUGCCGGACAGUGAGAGCUUGGGAAUUGUGGAUGUGCAGCAGCUCAUGGAAGAUCGUGGGCCUCUGCCACCCAUCGAUCCACAGACACGGGCACCGACAGGACUGCGAAGCUUGGUCGUGAGUGAGGACCCUCGAAUAGUGGCAGUACCGCAAUUUCUGAGCCCUGAGGAGUGCCAGCACCUCUGUGAUCUCGCCGAGGGCGGCUGGAUCCGCUCUCUGGUCGGCAAAUACUCAGACGCGAAGGCAGAGACCGUGGAGUCGGCAGCUGCCCAGACUCGAACAUCCAGCUCCUGUCCUUUGCGUCCGGCGCAGACUGCAAUCGUCCAGCGCAUCGAGCACCGCCUUGCGCAGCUGGCGAAGCUGCCCAUCGAGACGCUCGAGCGGCUGGUUGUUCUGCGGUACGAGCCCGGCCAGGAGUUCACUCUUCACCAUGAUGGAAAGUUUCGGCCGAUCACGAUUUUCUUGUACCUGAACGAACUCCCCGCCGAUGCUGCAGGGGGAGACACGCACUUCCCACACCUCGGCUUCAGCUUCGUGCCCCGGAGAGGCUGUGCUGUGAUGUGGCCCAAUGCGCAGGCAGACGGCGCUGAGGACAGCCGCAUGGUCCAUGCAGGGCGGCCACCAAGCACUGGUGUGAAGUACGGUGUCAACUGCUUCUUCAACUUGGCCACCAAGCGGCUUGUACGUCCUGGCGACCUCAACAUGUCGUCUGAGGAAUGCUACGUGGUCAACAUCGCCAGCUUGGAAGAAGGGAAGAAAGAAAAUGGAGAGGAUCGGUCCUGCCCCAGAAGAAGGACCUUCACGCUGGACACCGAUCCCAACGUGCGGGUUGUUCCAGGGUUCCUCACGCAGGAUGAGGCCGAACAUUUCGCUUCCCUGGCGCCAGACGACCUUGGCAGCGGAGCAAGUGAUGUCGGCUUCCCCGGUGCAGCAGUCCUGCUGCAGACGCUCGUGGAGCCUGUUGCCCCAACAGCGCGGCAGAUUGAGGAGCGACUCACGAACUGGAAUGAGUUCGCCCCUGAAAAUCUCGGGUACUUAAGGCUCGUUCGUGCCAACACCCAGAUUGGAAUGGGCAAUCGAGGUUGCGGGCAGAGGUCGGCCACUAUAUGCCUCUCGGAGAAGGCCGAUGUGCAUUUCCCACACAUCGGAGUUCGCGUUGCCAUGAGCAGGGGAGACCUUCUGGAGUGGCCCAACGCUUGGUUCCAAGAGGAAGCAGCUUCCGAUCCAAAAGAGAAGGUGACUGUCGAGGACCUACGAACCACGCAUGUGCACCUGGCUCCUGCCCUGAUGCUCGAUGCCAGCUUCCAUGACAAGCCGGUCCGCACAGCUGAGGGGGAAAAGGACAGCCGACGUAGAGUCGCAGAGUUCUUGAACGGCCUGGAAGCCAUGUGGAAGCGAUGCCUUGCAGCAAUGGGACUUGCUACGGUGGGUGUGCACGGACAGUUCUCUGUCAGUGACAAAGUCUACACUCACACCUGGCUGACCAAAACAGCUUUGCCUUCCAAGCGCAGUGACCUCACUGCGACAACAGUGGGGGAAUCCAUUUACCUCAUAGGCGGCUGUGCCAACGAUCAAGAGUGGGCCGACAAUUCCGGCAUGUACUUGUGCACCGGGAUCUCCAAGGCAACCGAGAAGUACACGCCUGCGACCGACAGCUACGAGACAUUGGCAGAGGCACCUCGAAGCCGAUAUCGUCAUGCAGCUGCAGCAGUUGGCGGCCGAAUCUACUUAUUUGGUGGCUGUGCCAUUGAUGACAGCAUCAUUACAGACAUCGAUGUUCUGGACACCACCACCGGCAGAUGGUCGACGGCAGGAAACUGGCCAAAUGCUACUUCGGAUUUGUCUGCCUUUGCACACGACGGUAAGAUCUAUGUGCUCGGAGGAUACAAUCGCCCGGAUUAUCUCGCUAUGACCACCGUGAUGGUCUUCGACCCGUCGCAAUCAGGCAGCGCAGCUUGGUCCGAGGCUCCUUCUCUGCUCCAGGGCCGUGGAGAUGCGGCGGCAGCGAUCUCAGGUGAGGUGGCCUUCGCCUUGGGUGGUUUCCACCAUGGCAACUGGUCCUACCCGAUGGAUCACUUGGAGGUGCUCUUCUUGAACAACGUGGAAGGUGGCUGGAAGGAGCGCACGACUAUGGAUGUAGCACGUGGGGAUAAGGCCGCCGCUGUGCUGAAUGGCAUGCUUCACAUCGUCGGCGGCGAGUCCAAAAAUCCGGCUGAGCAGUCGGUCGCGCUGAUGGACGUGGAGGUGUAUGACACAGUUACUGACAGCUGGUACGAUGGAGGCAGCAUCCCAUCACACCGGUUCCGGUUUGUUGCCGCAGCACUUGGCGAUUCAAUUUACAUCUUUGGUGGGCAAGGCUCACUCAUGGGUUCCUAUGGCAUGGUGGGCAGCAAGUACCCUGUCCUGGACACGGUGGAACAGUACAGGGAAACAGUGGCCCCAGCGUCCGUAAGCGUAGCAUCACCGAUCAGAGCUACUAUUCUGGGAUUGUUUUCAACCCUGUUGGCAUGCUUGGGGCAAUGA
Molecule: messenger RNA, 2541 nt
Organism: Symbiodinium sp. CCMP2456
Lineage: Eukaryota; Dinophyceae; Suessiales; Symbiodiniaceae
Source: the annotation of a GenBank genome assembly